AGAGGUUUGUUAAAGAGGGUUAACGAUACGUACAGCUGCUCUUAAGGAUAAGGUGUUUCGAAGCGUUCUAUCAUAAUAUAUGAAUUACUAACUUUUACUGGAAAAAUAUUAAUAUUUUCCUCUGUCGCUCAACAUUGAAAUUCGACAGAUGGCUCUUCUGAAAUACAUAAAUUGGUUGGUUUUAAUUACUUAUUACCAACGUAGCGGUAACGACGCAGUUUAAUACUAGCGGCACUUGCCGCAGUGCAGGGCGUUAAGCUGGGCAGACGAAUCCCAGUCAGUGGAAUGGCGAGAACUUUUUAACUCAUUUUAAGUAGUCAUUUUUAUAUGACAGAUUUAAUAUUCCCGAAGCAUUUCCGAUUGUGCAUCCUCUUUCCUCUUUGGUUUAAUUUUAUUUUCGUCUGCGAUGACGAGCUUGAAAACCGAUUGCAAGAAUUUCGCUCCGAAUAUGUUUAGCAAAACGAAAUGCCAGCACUGUUUCAAAAUAAAAGAUGCUCAUUCUGCAGAAGCACUGGAAAACAGCAGGGCUACCAGGAAUGUUUCCAAAUGUGGGUACCUCUUCGUUGCUCCAGACUUUGAUUUCUCGGUCCCGCUAAACAGAACAAAGAGAUGGCAGAGACGUUGGUUUGUUCUGUAUGAUGAUGGAGAGUUGACUUAUUCUGUGGAUGAGCAUCCUGACACAAUACCACAAGCUCUUAUUGAUAUGAACAAUGUCCUGGAAGUCAGUGAUGCUGAAUCUGUCACAGAAAGUCCUUUUUCUCUUGCCAUAACAACAACAGAAAAAGCUCACUUCAUCAAAGGAACAAGUAGGGAGGAGGCAAACUGGUGGUUUGAUGUGCUUUCUCGUAUUGCAAGAAACACUGUGCGUGGAAAAAAUAGACGUUUUGCUACAAUUCCAGGAAGUAAACCAAUUGUAACAUCACCAACAUCUCAGAAUCUCCAGCCCAUUGUCUUUCACAACCAAGUUCCUGCUAAUGCACUUGUUCGUCCUCGCUUCAACAGCUUCACGUCAAAAACAUCGAGCUCGACUACAACUUACAGUCAGCCUGCUCAGGCUGUUACAGAGUGCACUAAGAAUGCAACCCAGUCACAAACACCUAAUCAGUAUCAGCCCUCACGCCCCCACAUUAAAAAUACAGUUUUGCCACAGACAAUAUCAUCUGAACAGAUUUUAUCAACACAGGUACCACCUACUGACCAUGUGACACAAAUAUCACACUUAAAUUGUUCUUCACCAUCAGAAAGAUGGAUUGUUCCCACCAAGUUAUCACAGUUAUCCCUCACAAACCUUGUACAAUGUCACACCUUAGGAUCCUUUCAAAACACUCAGUCAGCAAAACAGAACGUCUCUGUUCAGUCAUCAAGUUCACAACCUAUCUCGCAGAGUCCAUUACCAUUAAAAACGUGUACUUUAUAUCACUCUCAGAACAUAUCUGUAAAUGCACCACAAGAAGACGGGUUAAUGAGUGCCAAAAAUCUUAACAGUUUAGAAUUAAAGAGAGAUUUGCCCAAUAUCAGUUUACAUGGAGAGUUUGAGACUUGCAAAGGCCUACCAAAUGAAGAUCAGAAAGACAGAUCAGAUUGGGAUUUCAAAGCUAAAGAAAGAAGUCAAGCUGAGAUAGAAAACAAAAACAAAAUAGUAGCAGAAAAUACCAAUGUGAAAAAUUCUAGCCAACAGUAUCUUAAGCAAGAUAAACGAGGAGGGAGAAACCUGAGAAGAACUCGAUCAGAUGGUGUGGCGGAGAUAAUAAAAGCAGGAAGCAGGCUGCAGAAUAACAGAGCAGCAGUCUCUCCAGAAAAACACAAGUAUGGAAGAAAUGAUAGAAAGGAAGAAAAUAACUGUCAUAGUAAUCCUUUGUAUGUUCAUAUCUCCGAUGUACCAAAAAAAACCUUCGUGUCGUUAGAAAAUGUGCAACAGGAAAUUUUAUCAUCAUUACAUGGACAACAACAACUUUCAAAAGAGACAGAUCCUCAGCAGUUACCUAUAGAUCAAUCACUACUCCCUCGUCACUUCCUUAGCUUACAUAAGACUUCUUCAGGAACCAGCAUAUCAAGCACAGACAUGCAAACAACAGUAGAUAGCCCUCAGCAAGAAAGCACGUCUCACCAAAAAACUGACAAUAUCCAUUGUACUUGGCAGUCACAAUGUGUAAGGAGGCGCUCACGUUCUCAGAAUGCUAGAUCUGAUUAUUCUCAGGUUCGAGGAGAUCCAGAUGGCUGUGGUCUCGAUUCUUUCUCUGUUUUUCACCAUAGUUCUUGCACAGAAUUGAUGUCUGAGGGAACACCCCUCAAGAAGGGCUGGUUGAUGCGACAGGGUACAAAGGAUUGGCACAAACACUGGGUUGUGUUAACUGUUUGUUCCCUGACUUUCUAUCAAGAUCCAAGAGCAGAGAUAUCAAACAUUGUAGAUGGCAAGAUAGAUGUUCUUUCAGUCAAGUCUGUUGGUGAAACGAAGACUGAAAAUAGCUAUGGCUUUACUAUAGAAACUUUGGACAGUAAGAGGUAUACGUUUUCUGCAGUUACAGCAGGAGUGUGUAAUAAUUGGAUUCAAGCUCUUCAUCAUGCCACCAAAGUUUGUACCUUCUCGUCUCACUCGGGCAGGAUUGGAAGAACAAGGUCACAAGAACGCGUCCCCACUAUGAGACAAGAUUUGCAAUUAUCACUUAACAUGUCAUCAACCAGUGAUGAUCAAUCAGUGUUGGAGGAUCCUAUUCUGACUGAGCGCUUCCCUUCAUCAGUUCGUACUCUUCCUUCCUCACCACCUUUAAACCGCACGGUAAUCUCUAAGGUCAAAGAAAAAUCCAGGUCACGAUCUUCUUCUCGAUCAAGACUUUUUGAUAAAUAUGGAAAGUUACUAACUUCUGGUAGUGAUGACCAUAGCUCACCUGUGAGUGUAAAUGACUGUCACACUAAAAAGGUUAACAAAAUUUCUACCUCGAGAGAUUCUGAUUUUGAAUAUCCAUAUUGGAGAAAACUAAAUUCAGUCAAAGAUUACAAAAAUUCUGUUUCCAACCUGAAAAGAACCAAUGACUCUACUGAAAUAAAGGCUACUCAGGUACCAGUAUCACUAGUUGGAGAAGCUAAACAUAUGAACAUACAUUCUUCACCUCAAGGAUUACAGAAUGGCUAUAAUCUAAUUGAAAUCAACCCAGAUUCAUGUGGGCAAUUGAAACAUACUAUAAAUGUGGAUACAGGUCCUAUGAGCUUCGAAGAAAGGUCACAGAAAAAACAUUUGAAAGAUGAGUGGGAAAAUGGUAGAGUAAGUCAAAAUAUUUGCAUGUUAGAAAGGAAUGGAAAAGGUGUUGAAGAAGAAACAGGUAAAAAAUUUCCUAAAGGAAAACUUAUUGUUAUUGAAGACCUUCAGACAUCUCUUCAUUUGUGUCGAGAUAGAUUAUUUGAUCUGAAGCAGAGAUUGGAAAAUACACCAGAAGUUAAGGAAGAAGCACUCUUAAUUGGCAAAGAUAUAUUAAUGCUGUGUGGAGAAAUUGAGAAGAUUUUAGGACUGAGUGACCAGAAAUUAGGUAAUGAAAAUGAAAUUUCUAGGUUAAAAGAUGUAAUUACUGAACUCCAAGUCGUUUGUGAAGCAAAGAAUGUUGAAGUAGAAAAACUUACUAAUAAAAUUAUAACUUUAAAAUCCAGCUUAAAUGAUCAAGAACAAGGUUUUCAAAAAUUUCGUACAGAAGUUGACUUCUUACAGAAAGAUAAAAUGUCCUUAAAAGAUCGUGUGAAGCAGUUAGAAAUGGUCUUGAGAACUUCAGAUUCUGAUCAUUACCACAACGAUUGUUGUAAAGCUUUAUCUGAAGAGAAUACCCAGUUGAAACUUCUUUUAGAUAAUGCCAAUGAAACUAUUAAAAGUCGCCAGGAAAAGUUACAGAAAGAUUAUGAAAGUUAUGAUAACUUGGAAAUGAUUAACUCUCAGCUAGAACAAAGUAUCAAUGAAUUCCAGUCACAACAUUGUUCUCGAAUAGCCCUAAUGAUAACCAAAGUUAAUGAUUUGACACUGAAAUUGGCAGCUGCGGAAAAAAGCUUGGGUUAUGUGAAGGAGAAACUUGCACAAGCUGAACCGAGACAAGAAAAUCAAAGAAGCUCACUCCAAGAAUAUAAAGGAGUAACUAAAGAAUUUGAAACAAAACUCAAAGAUUUAGAGUCUAAAAUAAAUUACAUUGAAGCAUGCCUAAAUAAUAAAUUUGAGGAUGAUAUUCAUAUUAAAAAUAUUAUGACAAAAGAUUCUAACACAGCUGUUGAGAGUCAGGGUAAUCACCUACAAAACGUUCUUGUAAGACUUAACAGUUUGAACUCAAGAGUUAAGACUGCAUGUGAAAUAGUCGGUACUAACCAGGAAGUAGGAAGAAUAAGAGAAGUUUCUACAAAACCAGAGAUUUGGUUACGUAGAAGCUCUGAGGCAGAAGCUAGUCAGGAAGAUUGGAGCACCUUUUCAGUUGUUGACAGUUUACCCGAUUUAUUUUCAGCAUCUACAGAAGAUGGCAUGGACAGCACACCUAUGUCCCUUUCAUCUUGCACUGAAAUGUUGGUUCAAAAAGUCAAAAUGGUGGCAGCAUGGAUUAAGGAAACUCUUGUAAUUUUACACAAACAGCAUUACUUAAAUGAGGCAAGCUCUGAAACUUCAAAUUACUGUGUUGAUGAGAUAGGAUAUUUGGUAAAAGCCUGUCAGUGCCUACUUCCUGAAGACAGACAAUCAGACAAAAAUCCAGAAGCAAGUUUAGUGUACCUUCUCCUUGCCCUUCAAGAAAUAGCCAUAGCAGUUAUAAAAUUAAAUGAACUUGAAUCUUUGCAAAAACAAAUAGUCAUGAAAGAAGUGUGUAUGAUAAACAAGCUUGUUACUUUAGUUGAAAGCAAAAUAAACACUAGUUCAAUUGGCAAAGCUGAUAGCUACAAUGAUGUUGAUACUCCAUUUCUUUCUUCCUUUACCUCAUUAUUACCUACUUGUACGAUGUCCAUCUGUGACACUUUGAGUGCUCCAGAAGAUGAUUAUUUUCAAAACAAAGAUAUUGUUGAUGAUGACUUGAGAAAUAAACUCUGUGAGCUGCAAGAACAUUGGAUUAAAGUCAGAAAGUUAAUGGAUACUGUAAAACGUAAUAGUAUUGCAAUCCUAGUCAGACUUCUUCAGAAUGAUGAACUUCAAAGAUCAAAUCAAGAAAGCUUGCAAGGUGACUUAAUAAGUGAAAACAUUAUUUCAGAAGAACUGCUACUUGGUGAGAUCUAUCAAGUUAUUCUUUGUCAAAGUAAAAUGUCUCAAAAACAAGUUUUUUCAAAGUUCCAGGAACAUUGUGUAACAGCUUUGUAUUCCGAAUCAACAUCUCUUGAAAUAUGGAAUAUUGUUACUCAGAACCAGAUGGCUGAAGAAAUGGAGAAGCUCUUUGCUCAGAUAAAAAAUAGUUGUGUAAAAAAUGUUUCUUUUCAUGUUAAUCAAGAAAUUUCAGAAAGCAAACAUCUUAGUCAACAAUCUAUGUUGUGCCUAAUAGGAUUAACAGACAUGUGUAUCUUUAUUGGCCUACUCCAAGGUGCUACUAUCUACUGUGCAAAGAGAGUAGAUAACAUAACACUUAAGGAGGGUGCUGAAUCAGACUAUAAAAAAUGCAUUCAACUAGAGAAUAGCGCCUGGCCAGAAAGUCUAUACAGUCAUCUACAACAGCAAGCAGCCAAGAUGCUUACUGGUUCUUGUCCCCUUUCACCUCCUAGAGGAAAAGCCCAUUCCAGUUUCACUCACUUAGAUGAUCCUCUUCAGAUUAUUGAGAAGUUGUCCAAGUUCAGUGCACAUAAUUUUGCCAAGAUAAAUGAAAGGUACAUAGAGAAAAUAACUGAGAUGAAAUUGCGUUACCAAGAAGAAGUAAACAGGACACGGUCAGAACUCGAGGCCCUGAAACAAAAACAGUCACAGUGGUUACACGGGGGCUGCCCAUCUUGCGAGGUAUUAAGGAAAGGAGUAAACUGUCUGUGUUUUGAGGUUGAACGUUGUCGAGAGUUAACAAGCCAGGGCACAUUGUGUCAAACCUGCAAGAAGCUGUCCAGCGAACUAGAAGAAGCUAAACAAGCUCACAAGAAGGAAUUGGAAUCUCUUCAGGGUCAGCUGCUUACUGAGAAAGAAAAUUUGAGGGAACAAUUAACAGCCACUUUCAAUGAUCAGGUUAAAGCAUAUCAAGAAGAAGGUGAUAGAUUACAUAAAGAACUGCAGCUUGCUCAAAAACAUCUCGAGAUUUUAAAGCUUGAGAAUGAGGAACAGAUGAGAAUUUUGAUGAGAACCCAUCAACAGAAAGUGCAUGUGUUCAGUGAGCAGGCAGUGCGUCAACGAUAUCAAGAAGAUCUUGCCGAGUGGAAGAGUUUCUCUGAAAAAAGUCUGAAUGAUAUUGAAAAGUCGUACAAACGAUUGGUAGAAGAGUUAAGAAAUAGUCACAAACAAGAAGUAGAAAGGUUGAAAACUGAGAAAGAACAAGCCUUGGAAGAGGAAAUUCAAGCAACUAAAACAGCUUUAGCUGUUAUAAAAGAAACCUAUCAAAAAGAAUUACAGGAAGAAAUCAGUAGAUGUAAAAGGGAAAAUAUGAAACAACAUCCUGAUGACUUUGAAACACUGUACAAAGAGCACAGGGACAUGCUUGAUGAAAUCAGGAAGGAUAUGGUCUCAUUAACUGAGAAAUUUUCCAUAAAAUGUUUGGAAAAUGCAACUUUGAAAGAACACUUGGAAAUAGUUAAUCGUCAGAAAGAAGAGAGUUCUAAGCUACUGGAUUUCUUAUCAAGAGGCAAACAGUCACAAGCUCAUUCAAGUGUUGAGGUAGCUGAUAAUAGAGAACCUCUGAAGGAAAAAAAAGAUUCAGUCUCAGUCAAUACUUCAGAACACAUACCAUAUUUUAAAGCUCAGGAACUUGAAUAUCAGAAAGAAAAUUUAGAAUGUCAGAAAAUUUAUUCAACUCAGAUGCCAAUGGGCACAUUGAACAUUUUGUGUCAAUGUUAUGACCUACCAUUGACAGCUGAGAGUGGAUUACAGUUCCACAAAAGUUGCAGUCAGAAUUCCACUAUUCCCCUUCAUUUGUAUAUGAAGGAGACAUCAGUGGAAUCACAAACAGCUACUGACCACCAGCGAAACGAUUUCUCAAGAACAGAAGAUUAACAAGUGAAUGAUGCAUUGAACCAUUAUGAACAAAAGUGGAAAGAUGCUACCUAAACAAAGUAUCAGUUACUAGAAGAGGAGUGACUCAUUAUGCUAUUAGCAGCUUAUGGCAGUGAUUCCUUGCUUAUUAAAUCCAAAACUGUGUUGUUUGUAUGCUGCAUACUGUGCCUUGCAUAGCUUAUUUUUGCAGUUUUUAAAUCAUCGUUGUUGAUGUUAUUUGUUAAUUCUGUUCUUUUAAAUUUUCUAAUAUUUUUCAAAAGUUAAUUUCUCUCUCUCUAUUAGAUAUAUAUAUAUAUAUAUGUGUGUGUAGUGUAAAAAAUGUGUUAAGUAAUAGGCAUUAUGAAUGUAAUUUUUUUUAAUGAUUGGUUUACAAUAUGGUAGGUGUAAGGAGCCAGACAGUUUCUAAUAUUUGUACCAUGGAAGGUUGUUGGGGAAUGGUGACAAGUACAACAUAUUUGAAGACCCUACUUUUCAUAGUGAUCAAAAAGGGAACAAAAUAUUUUCACUUGUACCUGAGAUCCAGUUAUCCUGUCUGGCUCAGGCAUUACUAGUGAAAUUCUUUCCAUCUUCAAGGACCUUUUCCCACAAGCUCUAUAAUAUGUCAUGACUUUCUUUUACACUCUGAAGAAAUUUUGCCUAAAAAGUGUGCCCAAUGUUAGAAAAAAUUUACCUUUUAUUGUAGCUGAUAAUUGUCACAAUAACAUUUUAGAUUAAAUUUGCACAUUAAACACAUUCCAUAAUUCUAUAUUUAAUGUUUUCAUGAAAUUUGUUUUUUCUUUUCUAUACGUUUAAUAAAAUUAUAACAAUCAUCAUUAAUUAAUUAUUGUUUUAAUAACAAAAUACUUCAUAAUUGAACUGAAUAUUCAUUGUUAAACCGAAUAAAAUGUUAAGUUAAUAACACACACACAUAAUAUCUGUAAUGCAAAUCAAAAACGUUUACUUUGUUGGACAGUCAAUACAAAAGCAUUCGUGGACAGGUGCUACUUUUUCCUUUAUACACGUGAAUAGUACUUCACAUUUAGGAGAAAAAUUCACUUGGAGAUUUAAUACGUAUAAUGUCCAAAGCAUCUUUCAGGACAAAAACUCACUUCGUUACUGACUGCAUGAUUCAGAACAUGCCUAUAGUAGUGUAUAAAUAAUGCAAGCUCAACUUCCUUUGCAAUCUGUAUGACUACUCGGUUUUCCUACUAGCCUUAGCACUUGAACCAUCAAAUCGUUGACCAUGAAAAUUAAUAAUUCAUUUGGAGACAUACAGUAAUGUGUUUGCAUCAAUGGAUGGUACUUUCCUAAACUUGAUGAAGACUUCACUCACUUCAAGAUAGUUAUCGACUCAUCUGGUGCAUACAAUACAAUGUUAUGAAAGAUGAAUCAUGAAUGAUAUGGUAUACAGGAUUUUCAGUGACACGAUCAUUAGAACUUCAGUUUGAAUUUCAGGAGAGAUGAAUUUGUUUUCUCUCUCUCCCUCUCCUUUUUUUUCAUCCAUUUUAACAAUGAAGAACCAUCCUCAGUGUGCAAAAUGAUAAGCUAGUUAAAGUUACCAUGUCUCUUAUCACUUCAUAGAGGCAAGCUCAGUGUGGCUAAAAAACCUCACAUUCUGUAACACUUAUGCUCUGUGCCCCAUACUGGAUGAAGACAUUUUACCUUUGCUUAUCCAUUAAUGUAAGGUUAGCCUCCUCAUUUAAACGACUGUUCUGAUGGUUGCCAAAUCUUGUAACAGCUUCUUUCCUGUUGCCAAAGUCCAUUAGUUCAAUGAAUGUGUCGUUGCAGUAUUUUGAAAAUAUUAGCUUCUUUUGUUCCCCUGCAGAUCUACAUGAAACAUGUUAAGAUGUCACUGGUUUCAUUGUAAUCUGAGCACUGGUUUACAAUGCUGUUUAGCUGGAUUCUUUAUUUAGACAAACCAAAACUGGCUUAAACUUCAAUUGGUAAACUAAAACUGGCUUACAAUGCUGUUUAACUAGGUUCUGAUAAAAAAAAAUUCAGAAGUCCUGGCUGAUCUGUUUCUUAGCCUUCCAGUUUUAUGCUGUUGCUAUAUUACAACAAACGAAUGUUAUUUAAAAAAAAUUUUUGGUACCAAAAUAUGUUGCAAACAAUGUCAUAGUAAUUGUAGAAGCUCCUAUGGCCAUGUAUGUGUGAAGUAUAUAUUUUCAAAACAAGGGGAUUUGAUGAAGGACUAAAAACUAUGACAACAUCCUCCUGACUAGACUAGUUCUCUAAGUCUUAAAGUUUAUAUCCAACACCUUAAAUAAGUAAAGUUAGUGUAUAAUAGAAUAAGAAGAGGCUUUUAAUAAUGAGUGCAGUUGAAGAAGUAAAACAUUUUUUACUCUCUUAGAAAGUAAAUGUGAAUUUUGUAUCCUAAUUCAUUUAUCUAUUUCUUAAAGAGCAUCGCACAAGUGAUUUUAUAUCAAUCACAUAACAGUUCUAAAAACAUUCUGACAUUUAUAGGGACACAGUAGCUAAUCAUAUUUGUUUCCAUAAUCUGGAAAUGACCUGUCUUUUUCUAGAAAUUUAUAAACUUCAUACCUUCUUUUUCUUCCUUUAACUUUCUGUAAAUAUUGUUUUUUUAGAUAUUUUAUAUUAUGCUUUAGUGGUACAUCAUACUUGUGAUUUUCAAAGUAUGACAACGUCUAUAACAUAAUCACAUUAUUCAGGAUUAUAUAAGAAUGUGCUGAUAUAGGUCAAAGGGCCUAACCAUAACUUUACUUAAUGUGAGAUAUAGGUUGAAACAGAAUAUUGGAGCUGAAAAUUAAUUGUUACUUAUUAUUUUAAUAUUUGUCCAUAGCAAAAAGUUUGGAACAAAAUCAGGAUGUUUAACAGCACAUUUCUUGUGAUAUGAAAAAUUGUGGCAAAGGUAUUUUAACUCUGGUUUAACACUACAGAGCUUAAUCUUGGUUGAUGUAAUGUUUUGAUGUAGUCUGCAUCAUAUGUGAAAUUCUAAACAUGUAUCUUUAUAAUUAAUGUUAUAUUAAAUGGAAAGCUUACUUGUGUUCGUAUUUUUACAACUUGGAGUUCAUAUCUUAAAUGUGUUUAAAACAUUUUAAUUGUCUUGUCUGUAGCCUAAAAUUUAAAAAAAGGUGAUUUGGAAGUUUAAGGUCAUGCAGUAUAUUGUAAGCAUCUCCACAAAUCUGGCAUCUUUAACCUAUUGAAGCAGUAUUUUAAGCUAGUAAAAAUUAAUCUUUGAGAACAUUACUCUUAAUUAACAGAAGUAAUAUAUAUAAUUAAACAUCUGUAAUGUAGAAAGCAGAAUUUUAUGAGUGUUUGUAGCAUUGCUCAACAGAUGGUGCUAGUCAAAGAUCUGAGAUACUCAGGAAGCUAUCAGUUGAAGAUUUUAUAAUUUUCUAUACUUCAUUUUUGAAAGAACUUGAAGUUUUAAAUUUUCUCACAUUAAUGGUUCGAAAGUAAUAUGUCAAAUCUAAAUAUAUAUAUACAUACAUAUUUGACUAAACACUACAGAAAUUUAUCUUGGUUGAUGUAGUUUGCAUUUUUAUGUGAACUUCUCAACGUGCAUCAUUGUAUAUAUAUAUGUUUAUAUUGGAAAGCUUAUAUAUAUAUAUAUAAAUAGGAGAGAGAGAGAGAAAGGGGAGAUUUAAAAAAUAUACAACUGAUGUUUCGGUAAAUAUUAUGGACUCCAUCAAUUAAGUAGCUUAGGACUGAUUUUCCAUUAAUUUGUAAUUGUUACCAAAAUAUUUUUGGUGUAGUUGUGUGAAAUAAUUAACAGAUGGUCCUGGGCACAAUAAACAGAAGUUUGAAGUUUGUUUACUAGGCAGUAAGGCAGGUACUUAAAACUGUAGGCUAAGAUUAAUCUGUAGUUUUUUGUGAGUUUUAUAAUGUGCAUUUAUCUCGGCUUUCUGUAAACCUAUCCAGAAAAUUCUGUGUAUAUAUAUAUAUAUAUAUAUAAUGGUUAAGUAUUUCGUCUUACAUUUUAAUGUAAUUCAAUAAAUAUAUUAAGAGUAUGCAUGAAUACCAGUUGUAUUAUGUAAAGAAAGAAGAUAAUAAAUAUUGACUGAAAAAAAACAAAGUGCACCCAGUAAAAUGUACGAGUUGUGAACCUGGGUUACAUAUGUGAUUAAAUGAUUUCACAAGUGUAGGGUUUUUAAUUGAAGGUUUAAUUUUUAAAAAAUGCACCUAGUGAACUGAGAAUUCUUUUGGAACCUAAAAACGUAGGAAAAAAAUAAUCAGGAUUUUGUUGAUUUUUUUUUUUCUUUCUGUUAAAUGCUUUUAUUCCAGUAGAAUAUGGGCCAUAAGUAGCUAAGAAACUUUUGUUUCUUGAUUUUAAACUUAAUCUGUAUUUUGAGAUAGUUUCUCUGUUCAAAUAUGGUACUUAACAAAAAAUAUUCGACAUUACUCCUGUCUCUAUAUUGCACAGUGAGUUGGGGGUAAAAUGCUUAAAUAUUCCCUUCCUCUUAGAUUGUUUUACAAUACAUAAUAUUCUACAAAACUAAUGCAACACUCAAUGCGAGUGUUUUCUUUUUCUUUCUACUACUUAAGACAAAUAUGUACUUAUGCAACACUGCUGUGAGGUUGUGUUCUAUGUGUAGAUAUAUAUAAAAAAAAAAAGACCAAAUGUUCCCUUGUUAUCAGUAAGUUAUAUUAAUACUUUCAUUGUGUCGUGGAACUUUGGAUAUAUUAAGUAAAAUGCUUAAAAAAUCUAGAAUUUAACUAUGAAGAGUUUUGUUUCACACAGAAGGAAAAUGGUUUUUAGAUCUGAUUUUAUCUAUGUUUGCUUCCAGCAAGAUCAUAAUAAUAAAAUACAUUCUCCAGUGAAAUCUGGGACAUUUUCACAAUUAAUUUUACUUUACUAGAAAUUGGCAUUGAUACUAAAGUUAAUAACUUUCCUAGGAAAAAUAGCAGUAAUUAUAAGUUUAAUAAUAAUAAAAUCAGUCUUUUUUUCCCCCACAAUUUGUUAUUACCAAACAUUUUAUAUUCUAAGAAAAGCUAUGGCUAUUUAGACAAGUAAGUGAAUUUAAUACUUAAAAGUAGUUGAAUGUCUGUUGUAAUGUGCCACUGUACUACACUGUUUUUCGAGCAUUUUUGUUCCUAAACAAACUUGCCAGUGGUUGAAAACAAUUCAAGAGCUAAAACUAACGACCUG
Molecule: messenger RNA, 12212 nt
Organism: Limulus polyphemus (Atlantic horseshoe crab)
Lineage: Eukaryota; Metazoa; Arthropoda; Merostomata; Xiphosura; Limulidae
Exons: 23
Coding region: 407-7123 (2238 amino acids)
Biological process (GO): actin filament organization
Cellular component (GO): actin cytoskeleton
Molecular function (GO): actin filament binding
Source: RefSeq, a predicted model, not a curated record